AAUAAUAGCACGGCGUUUGUCUGCUCUUAGCAUUUUUUUUAUUAUUUUUUUUUUCCAGUUUGUCUCCUUGUGUGUCUGUCGCUUUCUCCUGGUCCCUCUUCUUCCGCCUCCGGCCGCAUAUUGCGACACUGACUGUCAAAGACAGAUGAUCUGAGCCCGGCAUGUGUGUUUAUGUAUGCGCGCGUAUGCCAGGAGUGGGGAGGUCUGGCUUUAACCUGAUGCUAUUAAUACCGCCUAAUGAACAUAAUCUGGAGGAUAGGUUAUCCUCUUACGUUUGUUGGCUGGACGGCUGAGGGGAGGAGCAGAGAGCCAGUGAAAGAGGAGGGAAAAGCUGUUCACACUGAGUUUGCGUUCUCUGUCCAAGUUCUUCUCUCUCGCUGUACAGAGAGAUUAGUAGAAACUGAAAGCUCAACUGAUGUUAAAAGUUUCGUUUCGUGUGCAAGCUGAGUCCCCUCUAUACUGCCCCCUAUGUCUUGUCUCUCUCUCAGUGCUGUUUAGCUAUUAAGCUUGAGUGCUUCUAUAUGUGAUACAUAGUGGUCAUACCUGUUGGCAGUAACAUAGGAUUUAAACACAACUUGCGGAAUAUACACACUGGAAGUCUCCCUCACGUCCAGUAAUGAACUCUCUACCAGCUUACUCAGGAGCUAGAAUAUCUGGCUGCUGGACUCUAAGAUCUGAUGGCAGUGGAGGCGGUGAGGGAUCGCUGGAUCGUCUUCUCCCCACGGUGAGCCCGGGCCUCUCGCCCAGGAAAAGGACCACCAGCCAGUGCAAGUCUCAGCCUCCUCUGCUACGCACGUCCAAACGAACCAUCUACACCGCUGGUCGCCCGCCCUGGUACAACGAACAUGGAACACAGUCCAAAGAGGCUUUCGUCAUUGGCCUGUGUGGUGGCAGCGCUUCAGGAAAGACAACUGUCGCCAGGAAAAUCAUCGAGGCCUUAGACGUUCCAUGGGUCGUGCUGCUCUCAAUGGACUCUUUUUACAAGGUCCUGUCGGAAAACGAGCAGGCCCUGGCCGCCAGCAGCGACUACAACUUCGACCACCCCGACGCCUUUGACUUUGAUUUGCUGAAACAUACUCUGCGCAAACUCAAACAGGGCAAGAGCGUGAAAAUCCCUGUGUAUGACUUCACAACACAUGGGAGGCAGAAGGAGUGGAAAACCGUAUAUGGAGCCAGCGUUAUCAUCUUUGAGGGAAUCAUGUCCUUCGCAGAUAAAGGACUUUUGCAGCUGCUGGACAUGAAGCUCUUCGUGGACACAGACUCUGACAUCCGUUUGGUGCGGCGGUUGAGGAGGGACAUCACAGAAAGGGGCCGGGAAAUUGAGGGAGUCAUCAAACAGUACAACAAGUUUGUCAAACCGGCCUUUGAGCAGUACAUCGAGCCCACCAUGCGCCUGGCUGACAUCGUGGUACCACGUGGUGGUGGCAACAUGGUGGCCAUCGAUUUGAUUGUACAGCAUGUUCACAGUCAGCUGGAGGAGAGGAAGCUCCGCUGGGAUAUGGCAGCCCUGGCUUCUGCACAUCAAGCCCAGCCCCUCCCCCAAACCCUCAGCGUUCUGGAGAGCACACCUCAAGUCAGGGGCAUGCACACCAUCAUCAGAAACAAAGAAACCAGUCGAGAUGAGUUCAUCUUCUACUCCAAGAGGCUGAUGCGUCUCUUGAUUGAGCGAGCGCUCUCCUUCCUCCCCUCACAGGUCCACGUAGUGCAGACGCCCCAGGGAGAGGAUUAUGAAGGCAGGGCUUUCCACGGAAAGAGGAUUACAGGCGUGUCCAUCCUGCGAGCCGGGGAGACCAUGGAGCCGGCUCUGAGGGCCGUCUGCAAAGACGUCCGCAUCGGCAAGAUCCUCAUCCAGACCAACCAGGACACAGGAGAACCCGAGCUUCAUUACCUGCGGUUGCCUAAAGACAUCAGUGAAGACCAUGUGAUUCUGAUGGACUGCACCGUGUCCACCGGGGCUGCUGCCAUGAUGGCCGUACGGGUCCUGCUGGAUCACGACGUUCAGGAGGACAAGAUCUUGCUGGUUUCUCUGCUCAUGGCUGAAAUGGGAGUUCAUUCGGUGGCCUACGCUUUCCCACAGGUCAAAAUCAUCACCACCGCCGUCGACAAGAAAGUCAAUGAUGUCUUUCACAUCAUACCAGGCAUCGGAAACUUUGGGGAUCGAUACUUUGGAACAGAUGCGCCCCCUGACUGGAGCGAUGAAGACACGGACGAGCCCAGUUACUGAUUCAACUUUUGUCAUUGCACUUGCUUAUUGGAUAAUCCAAGGCUGUGCCCGUCAGUGGACAAUAUGAGGAUCUACUCUAAGCCUCUGUUUGGCCGAAACACGCCUCCUUCAGAGGCCAAAACAAGAGAGCCCUGAAAAAAUGUAUUAAUAAUUUAUUAUGUAUAAUAAUAAUUUAUAAUAAUUAUAUUAUUUAAUCCUGCGUAAAGGCUGUUGAGCACAGUUGUGUUUUGUGUUCUGAAAUCUUUUUACUUGUAGAGCGUGUCAUGAAGUCAAAAUGAUUUAUUUUAGUGCUUAAAUUGCGACAAUCUAUCGAAAUGUGCAAAUGCGUAUUGAAAGGAUGAUUUCGAGCCUCUAGACAUUACUGUGGACGACACAACUGAAUGUGUAUUUGCACGUGACGCAGAAGACAAAGAAAAAGAUGGAAAAAAAGCUCAGCUUUUAUGGUUAUUUUUAUCACAUACCAUGUUCACAGCUUUCACAAAAGUAGAAUCAGAAAAUGAACCCGUGUUGCUCAACUUCCAUCACCAUGAGCGCUUUCUGAAGGACCAUUCAGUCGGAAAAUGUGUAGGUGUAUCUGUCUGUGUAUUUUUUUUUUUUUAGCUCUCUGGUUCAGCCUUUUCCCACGUGUGUGGAUGCUGACCUAACCAGCUGAAAAGGAUGUUGAAAACGAUUUUUCAUGAUAUGCCUUAAAGUACGUACUCCUGCUGUAUAUUAAAAUAUUAAUGUGUCGUGUUUCUGCAUUUUCAUAAUUUUUGCUGUGGAUAGACCUGACCACUCAGCAGCAAGUCAUACAUCGUUUUGACGCUGAAAAAUGGGUCGCCUGCAUUUAGCGGACGCAGAUUGUUUAUUACAGUGUCACACAUCCUUAUUUGUGCCUCUGUUUAACGUGCAGCAUGUUGGGUUGCUUCUUUAGAAAAGUGGUCUUGUGUUACGGGCAUGUGAACUUAAAAUAUCCACAGCUCAAAAGAAUGGAGAGAUUUUUUUUGUUUUUUACUUGAUAGCAACACUUGAUAGCCUGUUUAAUAAGGCUUUUAUUUAUUUUUUUGUUUUUGAGGUAUGAGUUUUUACUCCUUAUUAUAGUCGAUGCAACAAUUCAUCCUGUGUCAUAAGUUUUAAAACAUAUCACAUGCACAGUAUUAAUCAGAAUUUACAUGUGGUAGCAUUUCAUUUAUUAAUUUUUUUUUUGUUUUUUUUGAGAAAAGGAAAUGCAAAACCAUUAAGGGAAAAAGUAGAAAUGGGGUGUUUUAACUGAGCAUCUCACUGCAUCCUGUCACCGCUUCAAGUUGCCACUGUUGCCUAAUCAUUACUUUUCCAUUUAGUCACCUGUCACUACAGCCAGCGCCAAAUACAGUUGCGUUAGCAGUCUCACUGUGCUCUUUGGAGUUUACCACUUCUGCACGCUUCUUUAUUUUUUUGUUUGUUGUUUUUUUUGUUUGUUUUGUUUUUAAAAAAAGAAAUAUAUAUAUAUAUUUAAUAAAAGUGCAAUGGAGAUUUUGGAACUGCUCACA
Mugil cephalus (flathead mullet) is the source of this 3732-nucleotide messenger RNA. RefSeq names its product uridine-cytidine kinase 1-like 1b (gene uckl1b). Gene Ontology annotation, cellular component: cytoplasm. The transcript is spliced from 15 exons. Gene Ontology annotation, molecular function: kinase activity; ATP binding. The coding region runs from base 617 to 2224 and encodes 535 amino acids. NCBI's taxonomy places the organism in Eukaryota, Metazoa, Chordata, Actinopteri, Mugiliformes, Mugilidae. The record is from RefSeq and is a predicted model, not a curated record.